AUGGCGUUUGACCCAAUGACCUGCAGCAGAGAGACGGGCGGGCGGGCUACGGCCAGAGGAGAGGAGAGCUACCGGCGGAUGGUGGGUCAAGCAGCGAGGAGAUUUGAGAUCCUGGAGAAAGAGAGAAGAGUCGUUCAAGGGCUCCAAAGCAAAGAAGAAAAGAUCGAGCAAAGUGACGACGAAGGAGUGUAG
Molecule: messenger RNA, 192 nt
Organism: Hymenoscyphus albidus
Lineage: Eukaryota; Fungi; Ascomycota; Leotiomycetes; Helotiales; Helotiaceae
Source: the annotation of a GenBank genome assembly